AUGCCUUCUGCAUUACUCCUAGGCAAAAUCUCUAAAAACUCCGUUGCGUCGUUAAUGAGAAAAAAUCCUCCCAAUUUUGUGUUAGGCGCAAAAAGAUUUCACGGUUUGAAGUUUUCGUGUGGUGCUUCCAAAAGCAACGGCCCAAUGAGAACAGGCCGCAUGGCGGUAUCGAAACACGAAACGGGCCCACAAGAUAAUGAGAACAAGGCCCUCGAGACCGUGCUUCAGCUUUACCGAGCGAUUAAAGACAGGAACAGUCGCGAGCUUCCUGAUAUAAUAGCCGAAGAAUGUUCGUGCGUUUCGAAUUUUGUUUCUGCAUUCAGACCUUUUCUUGGUAAGAAGAAAGUGUUGGCUUUCUUUGCCUGGCUGAUGAAAAGCUUGGGGAAUAACAUUGAGUUUGUUGUGCAACAAACCAUUGAUGAUGGCAUGGUUGUUAGUGUAUCAUGGAAACUAGAAUGGAAAAAAGUUCCUUGGCCUCUGGGAAGAGGUUUCAGCUUGCACAUGUGCCAUGUUUACCAGGGAAAGGUGAUGAUCAAGAAUGUGGAGAUGUUCUUGGAGCCAAUCUUUCAUAUGGAGCCCCUUAGGCUGAAAGUACUCUCCAUGGUGAUGAAGGCCAUGGAAAAGCUCAAUCCCAAGGCUCUGUUUAAGAACAAGACAAGAAGAACCAUUGCUUUUUUCCUCUUACUUCUGUUGGCUGUUGCAGUUUUAUUUUUACUACAUAGUUAA
This is a messenger RNA of Striga hermonthica, 726 nucleotides long. Lineage: Eukaryota; Viridiplantae; Streptophyta; Magnoliopsida; Lamiales; Orobanchaceae. The record is from the annotation of a GenBank genome assembly.